Messenger RNA from Copidosoma floridanum, 4593 nucleotides. RefSeq names its product putative phospholipid-transporting ATPase IIA. The record is from RefSeq and is a predicted model, not a curated record. Lineage: Eukaryota; Metazoa; Arthropoda; Insecta; Hymenoptera; Encyrtidae. Gene Ontology annotation, biological process: phospholipid translocation; endocytosis; retrograde vesicle-mediated transport, Golgi to endoplasmic reticulum. Gene Ontology annotation, cellular component: plasma membrane; endosome; trans-Golgi network. Gene Ontology annotation, molecular function: ATP hydrolysis activity; magnesium ion binding; ATPase-coupled intramembrane lipid carrier activity.
GUGCGGUAAUGUAAACAAAGUCUUCACUAUAUCUCCCAGUCUUCCUGAUCUCUGCUUUCUUCGAUAAAUUCAGUUAAACGAUAUAUACUUACACAAGUUGGUGUUGACGCGAAAGCAUAGGGAAGAAAAAAUUGUAUAUUCAAGUAUAGUUCGCGAAGCGGGGCGCGAUCAGAUGAGAGAAGAGAGAGAUAACAUAGUGCAUAGCGGGAUACCUAGUGGUGAUGAUCAUGCAUGGGAAUUGUCGUUGUUGUUUAUCUUCACGGUGUCCGCAGCGGUAUAAUAUCAAGUUGUCGAUGUUGUUGAAUGAGGCGAGCACGAGGAGUAGUCGGCAGGUCGAGGAGGGAGGUCGCAGCGGCAGAUAAUUGUCAUCCGAAUGCGGACCCCGGCGGCCGCGAUGAUGAGGUUGCAGCCGAUACCCGUCAGCUCCGACGAGCGAGACUUUGACGAAGAAACCGACUAUUUGCUUCAGCCGACCGAGGACAGUACAGUUAAAUACAAGAGGAGCCGCGAUCGUCGCUUUUUCAAGUGCUCCCGGCUGCUUACACACGUCCUCUGCGGAUGUUGCACAUGGAUGUGGCGACAAUGCUUCAAAGAAAAAGAGUUAAGGGCAAGGACGAUUCAAAUAGGCCUACCCAUGUACGAAAAAUUCCCAACAAAUGUCAUUCGAAAUCAGAAAUAUAGUAUAAUCACAUUCUUGCCUAUGGUGUUGUUUCAACAAUUUAAAGUCUUUCUCAAUCUAUAUUUUUUACUCAUGGCUCUCUCCCAAUUCAUACACGAUAUUAAAAUUGGAUCUCUUUACACUUAUUGGGGACCAUUGUGCUUUGUUUUGGCUGUAACGAUUUGCAGAGAAGCUAUAGAUGAUUUCAGGAGGUAUCAAAGGGACAAGGAAGUCAAUAGACAAAAAUAUUACAGAUUGGUAAAAGGUUCCAGCACACCAGAAUUGGUGCCCAGUUACAAGUUAAGAGUCGGGGAUAUGGUGAUUGUGGAAAAAGGUCAGAGGGUGCCUGCAGAUCUUGUUCUUUUAAGGACAACCGAAAAAUCUGGAGCUUGCUUUGUCAGAACCGACCAAUUAGAUGGAGAAACCGAUUGGAAAUUACGCUUGGCUGUCCCAACAACCCAAAAAUUGGACAAUGAUGCCCAAUUGUUUGAUAUCAAAGCAAGCCUUUACGUAGAAAAACCACAAAAAGAUAUUCAUAGCUUCAUUGGUACUUUCACUCGAUAUGAUGGAUACAGUAGUGAAGAAAGUCUUGGAGUUGACAAUACAUUGUGGGCAAAUACAGCCAUUGCCUCUGGCUCAGCACUUGGAGUUGUGAUUUAUACCGGCCAAGAGACCAGAUCUCUAAUGAAUCACUCUGCUCUGAGAUCUAAAGUUGGACUGUUGGAUAAGGAAAUUAAUCAACUUACAAAGGUUUUAUUUUGCGCUAUGAUUGGCUUAGCUUUCGUAAUGAUGUGUUUGAAAGGAUUUAGCGGUCCGUGGUAUUGGUACACGUUCCGCUUUAUUUUGCUGUUUUCUUACAUUAUACCCAUCAGUCUUCGAGUUAAUUUGGAUAUGGGAAAAACUUUUUAUACUUCGUGUAUGCAAAGAGACAAAAAUAUUGCUGGAACGGUUGUGAGAACUACAACCAUCCCAGAAGAGCUUGGUAGAAUAUCUUACUUAUUAAGUGACAAAACUGGAACUUUAACGCAAAACAAAAUGGUCUUUAAGAAACUUCAUCUCGGCACUAUAUCGUACGGACAAGAUUCGUUUACUCUAGUCAGGUCUGUUUUACAAACUUUCUAUGCCGAUUCGGAUACUUCUCCAAUCAAGACAGGAACCAAUACUCAUACUGGAAAAGUCAGAAGAUCGGAAAACACAAGGGUUUACGAAGCAGUUCAUGCUCUAGCCUUAUGUCAUAACGUUACACCCGUUUAUGACGACGUCAAUACUGAAGACGUCAACAACAAACUUGACACGGAUAGCGUUGGAACGGAAACCACGUCCGUUCAAAGUCAAACAGAUGGUGAACAAAGCGACUAUCCGUCUGAACAAGGUCUCACGUACCAGGCAGCUAGUCCAGACGAGGUGGCUUUAGUAAAAUGGACGGAAGAAGUGGGGCUGACCUUGGUAAAACGAGAUCUGAACUUUAUGCAGUUAAAAGCACCAAAUGGAAAUUUCUUGAACUACACAAUUCUGCAAACUUUUCCCUUUACUUCGGAAACAAAAAGAAUGGGUGUUAUUGUCAAAGAAGAAUCGACAAAUGAAAUAACGUUCUAUUUAAAAGGUGCUGACGUAGUAAUGUCUGGGAUUGUCCAAUACAACGAUUGGCUGGAAGAAGAAUGCGGUAAUAUGGCAAGAGAAGGUUUUCGAACUCUUGUUGUAGCAAAGAAGAACUUGACUGAGGAACAAUAUUUGGAUUUUGAAGCAAAAUACAACGCAGCCAGAAUGUGCGUGACCGAUCGCGUGUCGAGGGUCGCAGCCGUCAUUGAGAGUCUUGAAAGAGAAAUGGAGCUGCUUUGUGUUACAGGGGUUGAAGAUAAGUUGCAAGAUAAAGUUAGAUCGACUCUGGAAUCAUUGAGAAACGCAGGAAUCAAAAUUUGGAUGCUGACAGGGGAUAAACUGGAGACAGCAACUUGCAUCGCUAAAUCCUCUAGGCUGGUUUCCCGCACCCAAGGUCUGCAUGUAUUCAAGCCAGUAGUAACUAGGACAGAUGCCCAUUUGGAGUUAAACAUAUUUAGAAAGAAACAAGAUUGUGCCCUCGUUAUAAGCGGAGACUCUUUGGAGGUGUGCCUACAGUACUAUGAGGAUGAAUUUUCGGAACUAGCGUGUGGUUCGCCUGCUGUAGUUUGUUGUCGCUGCUCACCCACACAAAAAGCUGAAGUAGUUAACUUGAUACAAAGACACACGGGCAAAAGAACCGCCGCUGUCGGGGAUGGAGGAAACGAUGUCUCUAUGAUACAAUCGGCUGAUGCCGGCAUAGGCAUUGAGGGGCUUGAAGGUAGACAAGCAUCUCUAGCAGCUGAUUUUUCAAUUACGCAAUUCAGUCACCUGGCCAAUUUGCUGCUUGUCCAUGGAAGACGAAGUUACAAACGAUCCGCUGCACUAAGUCAAUUUGUCAUUCAUCGUGGUUUAAUUAUUUCAACAAUGCAAGCAGUGUUUUCUGCAGUAUUUUACUUUUCAGCAGUUCCAUUGUACCAAGGGCUUUUAAUGGUUGGAUACGGUACUUUUUACACUAUGUUCCCUGUUUUUUCACUUGUUUUGGAUAAAGAUGUAUCGGGUAAAAUAGCUUUGACUUUUCCGGAACUUUAUAAGGACUUGAGUAAAGGUCGUUCUUUAUCAUAUAAAACAUUUUUCAUGUGGAUCUUGAUAAGCAUUUAUCAAGGUGGUGUAAUUAUGUAUGGUGCUUUGAUUAUGUUUGAAGAUGAGUUUAUUCACAUUGUUGCCAUAAGCUUUUCAGCUUUGGUUCUAACCGAACUAAUUAUGGUUGCUCUAACAGUAAGAACGUGGCACCAUUUGAUGGUUCUUGCAGAAGUUUUUUCUCUAGCCUUAUACAUGUUGUCUUUGGUUGUUUUAAAAGAAUACUUUGAUACCGAAUUCAUUAAAACGCCAGAUUUCUUAUGGAAAGUAGUAGUUAUAACUCUGGUAUCUUGUUUGCCGCUCUACAUUUUGAAACUUUUGAGGAAAAAGUUCUCCCCACCGAGUUACACAAAGUUGUCAUAAAUAUCGUCAACACGAACGAAAAUUUCUGUUAUCUGUGUCUAUCUUGAUGUUCUUGAAUACAAUAAUUUCAAGAAAAAGUUGACGGUUAUGAGUCAACGAUGCGAUUAAACCUUGUCCAGCUCAACUGCUGGGAGCUCAGAGUGCUCAUGAAAUUUUUUACUAACCUUACACAUUUACUUGUGAUCAAGGAACUUACUUAUUCAGUAUUUCGUGCAAUUACUACAAACGCGAAAUUGAUUUUUUGAAGAAUUUCUUUACUUGGACAGCUUCCAUUUAAUCAAUUUUUUAGAUGUUAAUUUUUUUUAUACCAUCAAAUCAUUUAUCAUAGUGCAUCAUCAUCUCUUUAAUUUUAUUAUCGCAUCUUUGGCGAAACAGACUUUGGAAAAAAACAUUUGGAGAAACUGACUGUGAUGGCGUAAAAGUGAACACUGAUUGCUGUUCCGCUUCUGUAAAAAUACAUUAACACGAUUUUCUUAACAAACACAUUUUAUAUUUAAAAACUCUAUCAUCCAAAUAAUAAAUACAUUUCUUCAAAAUACUUAUUCGCAAUAUUAACAAUGAAUAAAUUAUAAAUUACACAGAUUUUAAAGGUAAACUUGGAGAAAACGUUGUUGGAUACAUAUGAUUUCAUAGUCAAUUUAACAAAAAAAAUUUCCACAUAACUAUCCAGCAGCGCACCAACACUUAUAAAAUCGCUCAAAUUAGAAAAAAAAAAUCGAAAAAUUAUUUGCAUCACUGUAGUUGAUGUAAACAUUUAUUUAAGUAAAACAUUUUUAAUAAAAGUAGCGGAAAUGUUGUAAUCAUGGUGAAGCGUGAUAGGAAAUAGCUCUUAAUAGAUAUGUUCUGUUUAAUGUAUGAUAUAUUUAAGGAGAAAUAAAAAAAAAUAUAUUCGUUAA